GUUAAUUAUUGAUUCGGUGAAGAAUGAAUAAUUGAAAAUGCAAAAGUGCGCGUAUAACAACCGUAAAAAACAAACCCCUCCCACCAAACAAAAACCAGUGCGACUGUCCAAUCACAUGCGUGGAUUUCUGAGCUCUUCUGCUCGGUAACCAAUCCAUAUUCAAGCAGCCCUGCUUCCUGCUGAGGGUUUCAGAGCCCGUUAUAAUAUUGCCCUGGAAUAAGAAGAAUAAACUGAUGAUAAUAUUUAUGGGGGACGGGAUGGACGCUGGCUCUCCGCGGACUCCUUCGACAAUAUAGAGUUUUUCUAGGUGGCCCGACAUGCCAGGAUCCCUUCUCUGGGCCGUGGAUGUGUAUGGGAGGGUGUUCAGCCUGUGCGCCACUGGAGGGCGCUAUAAACGGUCUAAAGAUGUUUUACUGGAGCUGAAACGGGUCACAGCUGCUGAGCAGUGCUGUUGGGGCAUCGGUUGUGACCAUCAGGUCUAUCUUAAUGUACUCCCUAGUGACGUACCUAUCCGCCACCAAGAGGAGACGUAUGAGAACCAGAGAUGGAACCCAGUUGAAGGAUACACAGACACACUUCUACCCACAGACCGCUGGCAGUGGACGGAUGAGUCGGGACAGAAACCACAGCCUCUCCACAGCUUCCAUCUGCCGUCUGAUAACUGGGAGUGGGAGGGGGACUGGUUUGUGGAUGAUGAGAGCUGUGGGAGAGAGUCCACCGCAACAGGAGGCUGGGAGUAUGCUGUAGACUUCCCUGCCACCUUCACCAAAGAGAAGAAAUGGAACUCCUGUGUCCGUCGCAGGCGAUGGCUUCGCUACAGGAGAUAUAAAGCACGGGGGUCAUGGGCCAAGGUGCCUUUGGACAGAGGCCAGCCUCCUCCAGAGCCCUUCACUGAUAUCAGCUGUGGAGGCUGGGACAUCAGCGACAGUCCAGAGAAGCGCAUCUGUCUAUGGGCUGUGUCUCAACAAGGGAAGGUUUGGUUCCGUACAGGCGUCCAGCAGCAGAACCCAGAGGGGACAGCCUGGGAGCACGUUGCUGUACCCAGAGAAGUGUCACAGAUCAGUGUUGGCCCGGGGGACCUGCUGUGGGCUGUGCUGUGGGAUGGCCAGCUGCUUGUCAGAACCGGCAUCAACAAUGACUGCCCUACAGGUGCAUCGUGGAUGACAGUGGAUCCUCCAAGCAAGGUUGGAGCCAUCCACGUAGCAGUUGGAAUAAAUGUAGUUUGGGUGGUCACUAAGGACAACAAGGUGUGGUUCAGAAGAGGAGUGAACUCUCAUAACUCCAGUGGCUUAGGCUGGAUCAGUAUUGGUGGAGAGAUGGUGAUGAUCAGUGUGGGGCCCAAUGACCAGGUGUGGGGGGUUGGCAGCGAGGACAGGACUGUUUACUUCCGCCAUGGAGUUACCCCCACUGAGGUAACUGGGAAGGCAUGGGUCCCUGUGUGUGCCCAACUGGACAGAGGUCCUACCACAAACAGGCCCAGUGAUGGCUGCCUCUUCAGUGGUCAUCUCACUGGCCCUUCUCAGGGUUCCGUGCUUAGUUGCGAUGACUCAGAUGUCCCCAGGCAGCACAUCCCUAAGAUCACCAGUGAUAGUUUCAUCUCCGCCCUGGUGGCAGACCGCAGUGUUCCUCUCGAGGGGUCAACCACAACGCCAAACCCCAACCCACUUGAAGUGGACCAGGAAGUACUAAAGGAGGGUGCAGAGGAGGACAAUGCUCCUGCUCAGGCCCCAGUUCUCCCAUCCAGCCAGCCAAAUGGUGGUGAACUCCCAUGGAGUAAUGUGGAUCUUGAGGAGAUGAAAGCCGCCCCAGCAAGUACUGCACAGAGCUCAGUGGCCACCUACCCCUUGGAGCUGGAAGCCAUCGUGGAGCAAGAGGAGGGUCCACCAUGGGCCUGGAUCACAGGAGGAGGAUGUGAGAUAGACUCUAGUUCCAGUAUCAGCUGGCUGGAAACUACAGAAGAAGGCCUGCUGUCUCCCACCAUCACUCCUGCUCUUAGUGCAGCAGGUGUUCAGGAGAGAGCACCACGAGAAAAAGAGAAAACUAUGGAGAAGUCUGUGAGUGUCAGAAAGGGUGUGAUGUGCUGGUGGAGGGACUGGCAGCCGCAGCAGUGGGAGGAAGUGGGUGUGACUCUGGAGCAGGUCAGGGGUGGGGGAACGUCCCGGGACGAUAUCCUUUACAUCUUCUAUACACACAAUGAGGAGAGAAAGUAUCUGUAUGCUGUGAUAAGGGAAGUGACAGCCCUUGUUCCAGUAUUUUGGAAGUCGUUAUAUGCACUGGCUGUUUAUACAGCUGAGAGGACCAGGCAGAGAUGGCCUAUUCUUCUGGCUACAGAGUCCCAUCAAGACUUUGAGAACUGGCUGUCUCUGUUGAGCAAGUCAUGUUGUGAGUCCAGGGCUCUCCGAGAUCCUCCCUCCAAACAAGCCAUGUGGGCCAUCACUUCUAAAGGGGACAUCAUGGUGCAUGACCCAUCACCCAGCCUGGAGGCACCUGCCCAGUACUUACCCUGUGACCAGAUGUUCUGGCGUCAGGUUCCGGGUCACCUGCUUUGUGUGGAGUCUAACAGCCUGGGUGUGGUGUGGGGCAUCGGCUAUGACCACACUGCCUGGGUCUACACGGGGGGCUGCAGGGGAAACCAAGCUCAGGGUGAAAUUAAUCAGCAUUCACUGACUGAUGUUAGAAAUGUCUACAUCUACGAGAACCAGCGGUGGAACCCAGUGACAGGAUACACAGAUAAGGGUCUUCCCACAGACCGGUACAUGUGGAGCGAUGCCCUUGGACUAAAGGAGUGCACCAAAGAGAACACCAGACCGCCCACACCUCAGUGGACAUGGGUGUCAGACUGGGCCAUUGACUUUAGCACCCCGGGAGGAACAGACAAAGAAGGCUGGCAGUAUGCUGCAGAUUUCCCAGUGACUUUUCAUGGUUAUAAGACCAUGAAGGACUUUGUGAGACGAAGGCGAUGGGUUAGGAAGUGUAAGAUUACAUUAAUGGGGCCCUGGCAGAAAGUCACACCCAUCCUGCUGAUUGACGUCACCAUCCUGCCAUGUCUGGCUCACAGCAGUCUGGAGCAGGUGCCUGUGUGGGCCAUCAGUGAGAAGGGGGACGUGCUGUGCCGUCUGGGAGUAAAUGCUCAUAACCCAGCUGGCAGCUCCUGGCUCCACGUGGGCACUGACCAGCCCUUUAAGUCCAUCUGCAUUGGUGGGGGCCACCAGGUGUGGGCCAUCGCCCGGGAUGGAGCAGUCUUUUACCGAGGCUCAGUCUCAUCUCAAAACCCUGCAGGCGAGUGCUGGUACCACAUUCCCUCUCCCCCCAGGCAGACACUCAGACAGGUGUCUGUGGGCAGAACCUCUGUUUAUGCUGUGGAUGAAAACAGUAAUCUGUGGUACAGGCAGGGUCUGAUGCCUAGUUAUCCUCAGGGAUCUACGUGGGAGCUUAUCUCCAGCAACGUUUGCAGGGUUUCUGUUGGACCAUUGGACCAGGUUUGGAUUAUAGCUGAUAAGGUCCCGGGUUUUCCAUCUGAAAGCUCAGGCACUGUAUGCCACAGGCUCGGCGUGCGGCCCAUGCAGCCUAAAGGCUUGUCCUGGGAUUUCGGAAUCGGGGGCGGAUGGGAGCACCUGUCAGUGAGAGGGAAUUCCACAGAGGCUCAGCGCGCAGCUCCUUGUAGCCCUCGGCCCAGCCGGAAUCAGGCACAGGUGAAUGGGAAUGCUGCAGGAUAUUAGACACUGUGCACCCUCUAUUAUCCUCCUCAUUGUCAUAACUGCCUGCCCUGCAUGCCUCAGCCCACUGCUCUGGACACCCCACCCCAGCCCUGUUUCAACCAUAUGUGACUUUUCUUUCUUUUAUUUGUGUGUGUGUGUGCUUGAGUGUUCUCGGUUUUGAUCAUUUGCAUGAAUUGCUCUUGGAUGUUCUGACCACGGCUUCUUUUUUUAAUGAAUGUUUAUUUUUUUCUUUAUUUAAUUGUAUUCAUGAGCCACUGCUGUUACUUUUACUUUCCUAACAUGCUAUUUUCAGUAGUAAGGUCUUCUGUCUGUCUUACAAAUCUAACAAAUCACACUUUACCUCCUGAUGCUUCAUGAAAAAUGACUCCAUUUUGACAUUAAAAAAAAAAACAAACAAAAAAAAAAAACAACCUAACAGAAUAAUAUGCAUUGUACAACAGUAUUUGCUGACAGGGUACAAAAUCUUCUAAUAUAUUCUUUGAAUGUGUAUGCUCUCUUCCUCAAUAAAUAUGUGUACACAA
Pygocentrus nattereri (red-bellied piranha) is the source of this 4240-nucleotide messenger RNA. It is a transcript of the gene tecpr1b, whose product is annotated as tectonin beta-propeller repeat containing 1b. The coding region runs from base 318 to 3719 and encodes 1133 amino acids. The record is from RefSeq and is a predicted model, not a curated record. Gene Ontology annotation, cellular component: membrane. The transcript has 26 exons. Lineage: Eukaryota; Metazoa; Chordata; Actinopteri; Characiformes; Serrasalmidae.